This is a messenger RNA of Hevea brasiliensis (rubber tree), 1732 nucleotides long. RefSeq names its product protein DETOXIFICATION 12. Gene Ontology annotation, biological process: xenobiotic detoxification by transmembrane export across the plasma membrane. The transcript is spliced from 7 exons. Gene Ontology annotation, cellular component: membrane. Bases 79 to 1542 code for a protein of 487 amino acids. NCBI's taxonomy places the organism in Eukaryota, Viridiplantae, Streptophyta, Magnoliopsida, Malpighiales, Euphorbiaceae. The record is from RefSeq and is a predicted model, not a curated record. Gene Ontology annotation, molecular function: xenobiotic transmembrane transporter activity; antiporter activity.
CUUUCUUUAUCUUCCCUCCAUUAAUUUCAUUGUCCUGUUGCUCUUAUUCGACUCCCUGUGACAGGCAGCUAGGAAUCCAUGGAAGACUCAGAGAAAAGCUUGGAGGAGACUUUACUACCAAAACAGAGAGAAGAUGAAACGCAAAGUUCAGCUCUAACUUGGGAUGUGUUCACUCAAGAAUGCAAAAAACUAUGUUAUAUAGCAGGUCCCAUGGUGGCUGUGACUUUAUCCCUUUACUUGAUUAACGUUAUAUCAAUGAUGAUGGUGGGUCACCUCGGUGAACUUGCUCUCUCUAGCAGCGCCAUAGCCAUCUCUCUCUCUUCUGUUACUGGCUUCAGUCUCAUGGUUGGAAUGGCAAGUGCUCUAGAAACUCUGUGUGGGCAAGCAUAUGGGGCAGAGCAAUAUCGGAAACUUGGAACCCAAACUUACAGUGCUAUCUUCUCUCUAAUCUUAGUCGCUCUUGCUGUGUCUUUGCUGUGGUUCAACAUGGAAAAGCUGCUCAUACUACUUGGCCAAGAUCCAUUAAUUGCUCAUGAAGCCGGCAAAUUUACAAGCUUACUUGUUCCGGCUCUCUUUGCUUAUGCAAUUUUUCAGCCGCUUACUCGAUACUAUCAAACACAGAGCUUAACCAUUCCCAUGCUCAUAAGCUGUUGUAUUACACUUUGUUUGCACGUACCCUUAUGUUGGAUCCUAGUAUUCAAAUCUGGACUUAAAAACCUUGGAGGGGCAUUGGCUAUCAGUAUUUCGCAUUGGUUGAAUGUGAUUUUUCUUGCAUCAUACAUGAAAUUUUCUUCUGCGUGUGCAAAAACUCGUGUUCCAAUUUCUAUGGAGCUGUUCCAGGGAGUUGGGGAGUUCUUCCGCUUCGCCCUCCCUUCUGCUGUAAUGAUUUGCCUGCAAUGGUGGUCAUAUGAAUUUGUAAUCUUGCUGUCAGGCCUCUUACCAAAUCCACAGCUUGAGACUUCAGUCCUGUCUAUAUGUCUUACCACGAUUGCAACCCUCUAUUCAUUUCCAUAUGGGCUAAGUGCUGGAGUGAGCACUAGAGUCUCAAAUGAAUUAGGAGCUGGGAAACCACAAGUGGCACGCAAAGCUGUCUGGUGUAUGAUGUUUAUUACGGCUGCAGAGUUGAUUCUGGUGAGCGGAACUCUCUUUGCAAGCCGGCAUAUAUUUGGCUACACUUUUAGCAGCGAGAAAGAAGUGGUGGACUCUGUAUCAUCCAUGGCUCCUCUGGUUUGUUUGUCUGUUAUCAUAGAUGGAUUACAAGGCGUCUUUUCAGGUGUUGCAAGGGGCUGUGGUUGGCAGCAUAUAGGAGCUUACAUCAAUCUAGCAGCACUAUAUCUGUGUGGAGUUCCAGCAGCAGCCAUACUUGGAUUUUUGUUCCAGCUCAAAGGAAGAGGCCUUUGGAUUGGCAUAAGUAUUGGGGCACUUUUGCAAGCAGUACUGCUUUCUUUAGUCAUCAUUUAUACGGAUUGGGAAAAACAGGCAAGCAAGGCAAGAGAAAGGAUAUUUCAAGGAAGAUCUUCAGUGGAAAAUCUUACAAUAUGAACAAGAAAUUUAGCUAAUUUUGUAUGUGGUAGUUUGUAAUAGAUAAAACUUUGCUUGGAAUAUAUAUAUAUAUAUAUUUUUUAAGAAUUGAAGGUGAACUUAAUCAGUUUUCUGAAAUUGAUUGUAAUAGACCUGGUCACGGUCCAGUUUGGACUGUGAAUCGAAUCAAGAUUAGGAAUUCUUGAUUAAA